CGCUCUCACAAAACACCUCUGUUGGGGUUUGUGCUCAUUGUCUGCUACCUUCAGUGUUCGCCUGCUCAGUGUUUGCCUGCUCAUCUACUUCAGUGUGCGCCUGCUCAGUGUUCGCCUGCUCGUCUACACUUCAAUCGCCAGCCGCAAUGCUUGUUCGCGAGUACAGGAUAGUGAUGCCUAUGACUACAGCAGAGUUCCAGAUUGGACGGGCGUUUGCCUACAUGGAGACGGCUCGAAAACAAACACACAAAGGAGAAGGAGUGGAAAUUCUGCAAGACGAGCCAUUCGACAACAUUCCACUUUGUCACGGGCGCUACAAUGAAGGGCAGUUCACCCACAAAAUCUACCACCUGAGAUCGUAAGUUUAUUUUAAGAAAAUUUGCUCGAAAGCUCAAGUCAUCUCUUUUUCUUU
This is a messenger RNA of Meloidogyne enterolobii, 412 nucleotides long. Lineage: Eukaryota; Metazoa; Nematoda; Chromadorea; Rhabditida; Meloidogynidae. The record is from the annotation of a GenBank genome assembly.